AGUUGUUUGGAGUAACUUGGCCAAGGAUAGAAGUCAUCAGUACUAAAUAUGGCAGCACCAAAGAGAACUCUGUACAUUUCCCCACCUGAUGGAGGGUGGGGUUGGAUGAUUGUGGCUGGCUGUUUCCUUGUCACCAUCUGCACCAGGGCAGUCACAAGAUGUAUCUCCAUUUUUUUUGUGGAAUUCCAGACAUAUUUUGCUCAGGAUUAUGCACAAACAGCAUGGAUCCAUUCCAUUGUAGACUGUGUCACCAUGCUUUGUGCUCCACUUGGGAGUGUCAUCAGUAACCACUUAUCCUGUCAAGUGGGAAUCAUGCUGGGUGGCUUGCUUGCUUCUACUGGUCUCAUCCUGAGUUCAUUUGCCACCAGCCUGAAGCACCUCUACCUCACUCUUGGAGUUCUUACAGGUCUUGGAUUUGCACUUUGCUAUUCUCCAGCCAUAGCCAUGGUGGGCAAGUAUUUUAACAAAAGGAGAGCCCUCGCCUAUGGCAUAGCUAUGUCAGGUAGUGGAAUUGGGACCUUUAUUUUGGCCCCUGUGGUUCAGCUUCUGAUUGAGCAGUUCUCCUGGCGUGGGGCAUUACUCAUUCUUGGAGGCUUUGUUUUGAACCUCUGUGUUUGUGGUGCCUUGAUGCGUCCCAUCACCCUGAAGGAAGACCACAAAAAGCCUCCUGAACAGGACUCUCUCUCCAAAACACCAAAAGGGGACUUACUGCCUUUGUCGCUCUGUUCACCUUUACUGGAAGAAUGUACUCAGCCCUGUUUGUGCUGCUCCCUGAAGCAAGAAUACCACUUCUUACUCAAAGCUGACUUUGUGGUGUUUGCCACAUCCAUCCUGUUCAUGGCUUAUGGCUGCAGCCCUCUCUUUGUGUACCUGGUGCCUUAUGCUCUGAGAGUUGGAGUGAGUCAUCAGCAAGCUGCAUUUCUCAUGUCCAUACUUGGCGUGAUUAACAUUGUUGGCAAUGUUACUUUUGGAUGGCUGACAGAUAGAAGGUGCCUGAAGAACUCCCGAUACAUUUGCUACCUCUUUGCUGUGGGAUUAGAUGGUCUCUGUUACCUCUUCCUUCCAAUGCUCCAAAGUUUCCCUCUGCUCGUGCCUUUCUCUUGCACCUUUGGCUACUUUGAUGGUGCCUAUGUGACCCUGAUCCCUGUAGUAACUGCCGAAGUGGUGGGGACCACCUCCUUGUCAUCAGCUCUCGGUGUGGUGUACUUCCUCCAUGCAGUCCCAUACCUGGUGAGCCCACCCAUUGCAGGAUGGCUGGUCGAUACCACUGGAAGCUACACUGCAGCUUUCCUUCUCUGUGGAUUUUCAAUGAUCUUCAGUUCUAUAUUACUUAGCUUUGCUAGACUUAUAAAAAAGAUGAAAACAUCCCACUUGCAAUCUUCUGACAAAGAGGCUGGCCCUAAACUGCAGCUUUGGCCUAAUGGAACAGUAGCUUAUUCUGUAGCAGGAGAAGUAGACCAAAAGGAUGGGGACUUGAUGACCACUGGAGGACCAAGUUACAACACAUGACCAAUACACAUGAAGCCUGGAACUGUUCAGAGGUGUGAGGACUGGGGCCAUAGUGUAGAUUCAUUCUCUUCCUGAAUCACAAUCUCUCAAGUGAAUGAUUCUCUGUUAUAUUUUUAUAGGGGAAAAGAUAAUGGAUAUAAAAAGGCAAAUGAUAAAGGAAA
Messenger RNA from Gracilinanus agilis (Agile Gracile Mouse Opossum), 1670 nucleotides. RefSeq names its product solute carrier family 16 member 12 (gene SLC16A12). Bases 49 to 1509 code for a protein of 486 amino acids. Gene Ontology annotation, biological process: transmembrane transport; monocarboxylic acid transport. The record is from RefSeq and is a predicted model, not a curated record. Gene Ontology annotation, molecular function: monocarboxylic acid transmembrane transporter activity. The transcript is spliced from 6 exons. Lineage: Eukaryota; Metazoa; Chordata; Mammalia; Didelphimorphia; Didelphidae.